Molecule: messenger RNA, 591 nt
Organism: Cydia splendana
Lineage: Eukaryota; Metazoa; Arthropoda; Insecta; Lepidoptera; Tortricidae
Exons: 4
Coding region: 10-585 (191 amino acids)
Source: RefSeq, a predicted model, not a curated record
CUGUUUACAAUGAUGAGUUUUGAAGAGAUGUUCAUUUUUUUGUUCCUGUAUUUGAUUGGUGUUUGUGACUGCCAGGGUCCUGUGGAUGCGGAAUUCGUGCUAAACUUCGACUCGCCAGUAUAUGUGUGCCCCGACCCAUCGAGCCAGGCCUUCGUGGAUACGUCGGCCGUCGAAGUCGACAGAUAUAAUGAAUCGACUUCGUACAUGGCCGGCACUAUAUACUUUCAUAAAGGUUUCGACAGUGCUACUAUGGUUGAACUAAUGGUCGAGAGAGAAAUCAACGGCCAAUACGAGAUGAUCAUCUCCCACGAGAUAUGUGACGUUUGCAAGGAGUUCGGGAAGGAGGAAAGUCUGUAUGCAAAAUAUUUCAGCUACUUCGGCUUCCCUACUAUAUGCCCGUUUGCUGCUGGUCCGUACGAAGUCCACGACCUGAAAGCGGACAACGACGAUCUUCCCGUCAACGGGGCCACGGCGGGCCGCUACCAGGUGACCAUUAAUUUAUACAACAACCCGGACAGCACUUGCAAGAACAUGAAAACUUUUAUCGCAUGCCUGAAGCUCGAUUUUAUUAUUGAACAGCUUUGAAUGUAA